GUGCCACGUGUGACUCUACAUGGCAACUUGCCAUCGCAUUUUGGAACCAUCCAUACACAUCCAUCGCCACAAUCCCACUCUUCUUCUUCCUCUCUUCUCCCAUGGUGCUUCUUCUUCUUCAUCAUCAUCACCAUCUUCUUCUUCCUAUUCAAUUCAAUCAUCCAUGUUAAAAUUCCAUCUUCAACCUCUUUCAUUUUCCUUCAUUCAGCUCAAACUACUCUCCACAAUAACACCCACUUCCACAAUCUCAAAUAACUAAUAAUAAGUGUGUCUCUUUGGGAUAGAACAAACCCAUCAAAUAUUUUUUCAUUGGGUCAUUUUUCCACUAAUAAAUUUCAAAUUUUGAUAUCUGGGUCAUUUCAUAUUUCCUUUAUCAGGUAUCACUAGUUGUUCCCUCAAAAUUUGGAUCUGUUUCUCAUAGGGGCUUCCUUUUGUUCCUAUUUACUAUUUAAUAUAAUAAUAAUAAUUAUUAUUGGUUUCUGGUUAAUCUUGGAAACGUGUUUUUUUGUUUUUGUUUUAUGAUGUUAACGUAAUUUGAAAUCAUAAACUUGCAAAGCAAAAACACUGUGUGUUUGUGGUUUGUGUGAAAACAUUUGAGAGUUGUGUAUGAUGUGAUGUGUAAUAAAGGGUUUCAAUGUUUGAGCGAGUCUGAGAAUACUGUUAUUGAUCAUAGACAACAACACUUUAUGAUGAUGGAUAGUCCCACAGCCAUUAGAUCACCGGCCACCACUGGUUCGGGUCCUGGUUCAAACGAUGAUGGCCGGCGUGUUAAAUUUUUAUGUAGCUUUUUAGGUAGCAUAAUGCCACGUCCACAAGAUGGGAAGUUACGUUAUGUAGGUGGAGAGACACGAAUUGUGAGUGUUUCUAGGGAUAUUAGUUUUGAGGAGUUGAUGGGGAAAAUGAGGGAGCUUUAUGAAGGUGUUGCUGUGUUGAAGUAUCAACAACCUGAUGAAGAUCUUGAUGCACUUGUUUCUGUUGUUAAUGAUGAUGACGUGGUUAAUAUGAUGGAAGAGUAUGAUAAGUUGGGUUCUGGUGAUGGGUUCACCAGGCUUAGGAUUUUCUUGUUUUCGCAAUCCGAGCAAGAUGGUUCGGCACAUUUUAUUGACGGGGAUGAUCCUGAGAGGAGGUAUGUGGAUGCAUUGAAUAGUUUGAACGAUGCUUCUGAGUUAAGGAGGUUGCAACAAAUGGAGUUUCCAUUGAUUGGUACUGUUGAGGAUAUCCAUGUGGGUGAUCAGUACAUUAGUCCGGUUGGUAUGGAAAAUGGGAUUCUUAGUCAGAGAAGUGGGGAGCUAGCUAUGUCACAAUAUGGUUUGCAUCAUAUGCCUAUUCAGCAUCAACAACCUAUGGGCCAGCGGUAUAAUGAAAUCGAUGCUCCGUGGAAUUCUGGUUAUUACUCUCCAAGGCAUCAUGGUCAGUGUCACCAUGAUUCUAGAACAUCAUUGGUUGAGUAUCCGUCUUCACCUUCUGGUCCAAGGUACCGAAUGCCGUUUCCUGAGAUGCCAGAUAAGGGAAUUGAUAGAGUGUCGGAUGAGUAUGCUCGACAUCACAUAAACCACCAUCCUGUGUAUGAUAAUCAACCGCCGUAUCCGGAAAACGUUGUUUGGUUGCCGACUGGACCAGCUCAUGGUGGUGAUAAGUCUGGUUUUCCAGGCAACGUUCUUCAUGGCUCCCAUGCUCUUGAUGGGAAUAAUAUAUGCGAGCACUGUCGUAUGAGUUUUCAGAGGCCUCAACCACAUUUAGAGCAUCCUAAUAUGCUUCCAUCUGUUGCCAUUCCAUGUCCAGAAUGUCCUUCAAGCAGGGAUGCUCUCAUAGUGAAUGCUGAUGCCAAGUUACAACCUCCUAUGUAUCCCAAUGAUACUCAGAAUCAUGAGAGAGGAUGUGGUUUGCAGCAUCAGAAUUCUGGAAGAGUGGGUGAUCAUUACGUUGGUGAUGUUCCUAUCAUUAGUUUCUCUCCCGGACAUGGUAGCAUGAUUGAUGGACAUGCUCUUCCUUCCAAUCAUGUUCAUCAACCGGUUGGACCUGAAUUGGGGGUUGAACUGUUCCCUGACCAAACCAUGGCUAAUAUACCACAUCUAAAAAUUCCUCCACUGGAAGAAUCCAGUGUGCAGUAUGGAAAUCCACCUUCUCCUUAUGGAGUAGAUAAUAACUAUGCCAUGCCUCGUGGACAAGCACCUGGUUAUACUCUCUGGAGAAACGGGCCGACUCCGGUUCAUAUUGGACCACCGCAUGAGGCAACUACGCUACCUCAGCCGGUUGAUGGUGUGAUAAAUGCUGGAAUAAUCAGGGGAGAGGGCAGUCCAGGAUUUUUUGUUGGACCAGAUAGUCAAAGUCUUUGGGUUGAUUCGUCACAGAAAUUUUCAGGUCAUGAUGGGUCAGCCACCCCAGAAUACCCUCACACAAAUGCUCCAAAGUUGAAUCCAAUGGCUAUUGGUCAGGAAAAUCCACACCCGAUUAUUGUAGAUGCCAUCCAUCCUCCACAGGACGUAAACGCUAGUAUCUACAUGGAACCUGUGCAGCUGCAAAAAUCUUCAUUUCAUAUGGUUCACAAUAAUGGGGUUUUAAAAAAUGAUGCUCAUUUGACUGAAGGGGUUAGUUUGCAAUCUAUAAGUUUGCUUGGAGAAAGACAAGAAGCAAAAAAAGAGGAUGCAGUUGAAAAAUCUAAUGUGCAAAGUAUAUCUUUUCCAGAACAAAAUCAAAUUGUUGAAGAUGUGUCCAACACCGCUGCUUCUGUUGCUGAAUGUAAUGAUUCAUUUUUGAAACCUGCAUCAGGGUGUGAACAUGGGGAGAAAGUGGCUGAUAAGGAUUGUUCUGCUCCUGAAGAUUCCAAAGGUUUAGUUGAUCAAUUUAAUAUCUUGCCUGAGUUGAUUGCUUCUGUUAAAAAGGCUGCGUUAGAAUGCCACGACGAGGUGAAACCUACAGGUAAAGAGAAUGCCAAUUGUCAGAUGGACAAUUCGAAUACCAAAGAAGAAAAGGCAAAUGAAGUUGAACCAGUGAAUGUUCAUGGUGAUUUAGAAUUGGACUCUGAAAACGACCGCGUAGAUACUUCUAAAAUCGAGCCUACGAAGGCUGAGGCAGAAGCAAUUGCCAGGGGAUUGCAGACGAUUAAAAAUGAUGAUUUGGAGGAGAUCCGAGAGCUAGGUUCUGGAACUUAUGGAGCUGUUUAUCAUGGGAAGUGGAAAGGUUCUGAUGUCGCCAUUAAGAGAAUAAAAGCUAGUUGUUUUGCUGGAAGACCAUCCGAAAGAGCAAGACUGAUUGCCGAUUUCUGGAAGGAGGCAUUGAUGCUUAGUUCAUUGCAUCAUCCAAAUGUUGUCUCUUUCUAUGGUAUUGUUCGUGAUGGCCCUGAUGGCUCUUUAGCAACAGUGACUGAAUUCAUGGUUAAUGGAUCUUUGAAACAAUUCUUGCACAAGAAGGACAGAACGAUAGAUCGACGGAAGAGGCUCAUUAUAGCCAUGGAUGCUGCAUUUGGGAUGGAGUAUUUGCAUGGAAAGAACAUUGUUCAUUUUGAUUUGAAAUGCGAGAAUCUAUUGGUAAAUAUGAGAGAUCCACAAAGGCCUGUCUGCAAGAUUGGUGAUUUGGGUCUAUCAAAGGUUAAACAACACACUCUAGUGUCAGGAGGGGUACGCGGAACUUUGCCGUGGAUGGCACCCGAACUUCUUAGCGGGAAAAGCAAUAUGGUGUCAGAAAAGAUUGAUGUUUACUCGUUCGGGAUAGUGAUGUGGGAAUUACUCACCGGCGAUGAACCUUAUGCUGAUAUGCAUUGUGCUUCAAUAAUAGGAGGAAUUGUGAACAACACUUUACGUCCACAAAUCCCGACAUGGUGUGAUCCUGAGUGGAAAUCUCUCAUGGAGAGUUCUUGGGCCUCUGAUCCUGUAGAAAGGCCAUCAUUUUCAGAAAUUUCCAAGAAGCUGAGGAGUAUGGCUGCUUCAGUGAAUGUGAAAUAGUCAACUGAUCUUGAAACACUCAACCGCGCUUCUUACAUCAUACGUAGCCUAUGAUUGGUAAUCAACGGGAAAUAAGGUGAAGCGUGGUUCUUCCCGUUCAAGGCGCCAACAAACUUAUCUUUAAAAGGGAAAAAUAUAUAUUUAAAGGAGCAUUCAACCUUAUACAGGCUUGUGUUGUAAUAUCAAAUCAUGCCUUGGUUUAGUCUAAACAGUCUUUUAUAUUAUUGCCUUUAAUGGUAUUUACCUUAGUGCAGUUAAGUGCACUUUAGUAUGGAUUUUCUCCGGUAGUAGCAGCAUGGUGGGAGUAUCAGUAUGUCACAUUUUUUUCACGUGAUAAUCAACUGAGGAGGAACCAUGCUGUCUGGAGGGAUGUGUAUAUAGUUAACCAACAUGUCUCUUGUGUUUCAUAUGGAGAGGAUAAUGAUGAAUUAUGCUUUCCAUGUGGAGAUGGAACAAAUUCAUUUUGUCAUCUUCAUUUUAUUGAAUUGCUUCAUUAUAUUUAUAUGAUACAUAUUUUCAAUCAUAUGAAUCUGCAUACUCAAUUAUGUGCAUUGGCUCUUGAAGCUGUAUAAAUAAAGUUAUUUUUUAUACAAA
Medicago truncatula (barrel medic) is the source of this 4535-nucleotide messenger RNA. RefSeq lists its product as uncharacterized. The transcript is spliced from 9 exons. Gene Ontology annotation, biological process: signal transduction; protein phosphorylation. Gene Ontology annotation, molecular function: ATP binding; protein binding; protein kinase activity. The coding region runs from base 615 to 3941 and encodes 1108 amino acids. Lineage: Eukaryota; Viridiplantae; Streptophyta; Magnoliopsida; Fabales; Fabaceae. The record is from RefSeq and is a predicted model, not a curated record. Gene Ontology annotation, cellular component: cytoplasm.